Exophiala xenobiotica is the source of this 4191-nucleotide messenger RNA. RefSeq lists its product as uncharacterized. NCBI's taxonomy places the organism in Eukaryota, Fungi, Ascomycota, Eurotiomycetes, Chaetothyriales, Herpotrichiellaceae. Gene Ontology annotation, cellular component: mitochondrion. The transcript has a single exon. The record is from RefSeq and is a predicted model, not a curated record. Gene Ontology annotation, molecular function: 3'-tRNA processing endoribonuclease activity. Bases 534 to 3710 code for a protein of 1058 amino acids. Gene Ontology annotation, biological process: mitochondrial tRNA 3'-end processing.
UUUGAACUUUCAUCGCCAAUAAUAAUAAUCGAGUCACAUCGUCCCACGCUCAUUCUGGUACAGUUCCUUCACGGGCCUGACUUGUACUUGGUCGGCAGUACAUACCUUGUUUUAUGUCCGCUUCUCAUCGUCACUCGUUCUAGAAAAGUAUCGCCCUGGCUCCCUCCACUUCCGCUUUUGUCUGUCGACAGACAUUCUCUACUCAGCAACUUCUUGCCCGAUGCUCGAAUGCCACUCCUCUUUCAUGCCAGCCAUUCCUGAUUCCAAGCCUUGAGAACCUCUCGAUCGUCAGACGUCGCCAAUUACAUACAGCUCAAUUACAGAGACAGACGUUCUGCACCCACCUUUUGGCUCGACUUGACUCGCCCAAAGUGCACUGUGUUGCUAGGAAUGUUUGCACCCUAAGAAAAGGACCCAAAGAACGUCACGUACGAAGGUUGCACAGUUCAGGACAGCUGUUUGCUAGAAGUCGUGUGGAGAGAGUGCCAUUGACAUCAAAACAACGCAUUUCGUUGCGAAGGCAGGCUGCGCGGAUGGAGCACCAGAAGCAGGGACUCAAGUCUGUCGGAGUACGGACAAACUUCCACUUCCAGUUCAUCACUACUCCUACUUCAGAUACGCCUGGCACCAGUCUGAUACUGCACUUUGACAACAAGAGAUACAUUUUUGGAGAACUCUGCGAGGGCACCCAGCGGGCAAGCAUACAACGCGGGAUUGGCUUGCGGAAAGUCCGAGGGCUGUUCCUCGCAGGGAAAACAGAAUGGAACAACGGAGGGUUGAUCGGUAUGAUCCUUACUAUGGCCGACGUACAGCAAGGCGAAGUUGAGCCCAACGGUGCGGAUAGUAGACGGCCAAGGCUCCAUAUCUACGGAGGACCGAAACAACUUCAUUCUCUUGCUUGCGCUCGGCGGUUUGUGUUCCGCACAGGAAUGCCUUUGUCAGUUCAUGAAUUCGACGCAGACAAACAUCGGGUCCCGGAACAGAUAUAUAAAGAUGACAAUAUCAGCGUAUGGGGGAUUGCGGCAAGGCCGGCAGCAUCAGAGUCUACAGAGUCAGAGGAUACUGAAUUUGGUGACUCCGACACUACAUCUGAAGUGAAGGGAGAGGUCGACAACUCCCGAAUAGACGUCGAACAAGGCCUGCGAAGUCACAUCGUAAACAACAUGUUUGAUUCCGACUGGAAGAGAGACCGCCUUGUCCAGUGCAGACUCAAGGAUAUCAAAUUACCCGCGCUCGUAUGGGUAAGAGAUCCAACGACAAAAAAUUUGACACCCUACACCUGCCACGACGAGAACAACCUUGGCGGGCUGACUCUGGAGACGGAUGUGUUAGUGAGGAUGCCUUGGCCUGCGUCCACGGUCGAAAGACUUCCCAAAGUGUCAGGCCUUCCAGGUAAUGUCUCUAUGUCUUACGUUAUCAAGGGUCAUGCUCAGCGAGGGGCCUUCGAUCCUGUCAUGGCAAAAAGCUUGGGUCUAAAGCCUGGCCCGGCUUUUUCGAACCUAGUCGCGGGCAAAAGUGUCCAAAACGACGAAGGACGUACAAUUACUCCUGACAUGGUCCUCAAACCAAGCCGGCCGGGAAGAGGAGUGGCAAUUUUUGACGUCCCAUCAGCUUCCCAUCUUCUCGACCUUGAGCAACAGCUGGGUGACCUCGAAGGCCAACUUUUCGAAGGAGUUGAGGCUGCUGUUUGGAUAACUCAAGGCACCUUACCUCACGAUGAGCGGUUCCAGAACCUGCUCCGCAAGCUCAAGCAGAUCAAGCAUGUCAUUUCACAUCCAGACAUCUGUAAUGAUUAUAUUUCCCAGGACUCGAGUGCUAUCUCGUCAAUGCGGUUAUCCAACAUUGCUUCGGAGUUCUUCCUCGUCCCUCGAUAUAACAACUCGAAUGGUUACAAUCCUAUCAUUCAAUCGAAGGCCAACGAUUUCCAAAACUUAAAUGAGGUCCUCGGCGUCAACGACCCCAACGUUGAAGUCGUCGCUGCAAGAAGAGGACUAAAAAUCCAUAUUGAACCACAUUUUGUGCUUGAUGAAAGCGAGGUACCCCCUAACCUAGACUUGGCAACAUUGAGCAUGCCUACAGACCCAAGGGUCAAGGAACAUCUACCGGACGAUAUGUCACCAUAUCGCAGGUCUUCAACCACUUUCUCGAAAAUGUUGGCAGAACCGGAAGUUGUCACGCUCGGCACAGGCUCCGCUGCCCCCUCUAAAUACCGUAAUGUCUCUGCUGUUCUUUUACGCAUGCCCGAUGCAUUGGGCAAUUAUCUCUUUGACUGCGGAGAAGGGACGCUGGGUCAGUUGAAACGACUUUAUACCGCUGAAGAGUUGGACGAGAUACUGUUCAAUCUCAAGGGCGUCUGGAUAUCCCAUCUGCACGCAGACCAUCAUCUGGGCACCGUCACAAUCCUCCAAGCUGCCAUGUCGGCUCGAAAACGGUUGUCCGGGCCAGAGAGGCCUCCGCCCGAUCCUCCCUGUUUGAUAUCCGAAGUCAACAUGAUUGAUUACAUGAACGACUAUCAGUCUGUACUUGGGCUAUGCACAGAGUCGCUCUGCACUCCAAUCGCCUGUCACUGGACGGAGGGAAUGUCGCUUCGAGGAGAGCCGUUUGAUUUCAGUCAGACAAAUAUCCCGAUAAAGGAGCUGCGAACUGUAAAAGUCAGCCACUGCCACGGCGCGCAAGCCAUUUCCGUCACGUUCACCAAUGGAUUCAAGUUCUCCUACAGUGGCGACUGCAGACCCAACGAGCUCUUCUGCAAGACCGGCGUCGAUUCAGAUGUGCUUGUGCACGAAGCCACGUUCGACGAUGGUCUCGAAGGCGACGCCAGGGCCAAAAAGCACUGCACGACUGGUGAAGCCGUCGGCGUUGCUCUGGGCAUGAAGGCUAAGAACUUGAUUCUCACUCAUUUCAGCCAGAGAUACCAGAAGAUACCAGUGCUGAGCAGCGUUAAGAUGCCAGAACAUGUAUCUGAAGCAGAACUGCUAGACGACGACGAUGCUGAGAUGACCACCACGGGCCCUGCGCUUGGCGCGCAUGACGCAGAAUGCAAACCGUCUCAGACGUCCGAUGCUACUGCGUGGACUGACCAAGACACGACGCGCAAUCUCAACAUCGGGGUUGCAUUUGACUUGAUGAGAGUCAAAAUCUCGCAGAUAGCGUCGAUGAAAAGGCUGUUUCCUGCCAUCUCGAAGAUGUUCCAGGUCGAGGAAGAGAAGCGCGAGAGAGAGCGACAGGAGAUUGCUGCUGGGCUACGGGCGGAAGAAGAACGCAAGAUGGCUGACAAGCUCGCAAGGCAGGAGGCGAAUAGGAGGAAGUGUGCACAGGGUCAGGCGAAACAGAAACAGGCGAAGAAGCAGAAGGGGAACAAGAGGAAAUUGGAAACGGAGAAGGAGAAACAAGAUGCCAGUAAUGGCAGCAUUGCCGGCACUGAGGCUAUGGUGACUCAAGCCGGAGCAGAAGCAGAAGCACACGCUGGUGAGAGAAUUGUCGCAAGUGCAAGUGUGAAUGCUAAGUGUGCUCAGAACGGUGACGCUGAGACUCAUGGCAAUGGCCUCGGUCGAGAGGCAGCCAACUCCGUCAACAGUGCAACACGUCUGCAGACUUCCGAUGUGCCGGGCCCGAUUGGAACACCAGUGUGCACAGACAAAGCUGCCGAACAUGCUGAAUCGACCACCAGUCCAGCGAAAAGGCGUAAGCUGGAUAUGGAGUCUGAAUAGACCUGGGCUGCGCUCAUGUUGGAACUACAUACCUAGGUACUGUAGCUCUGACAGGGCAUGGCUGGGAGUGCCGAACACUCGCCGCACCCCGAGCUGCGCUGCGCAGCACACCGGCCAUGAUGGAUGGAAACAAGCAUUCAAUGGCGGAGCUGCCGUGAUCAUCGGCAACAAGUAUAUAGCUUUCGACAAAGCAGCAAGACCACGUCAAGAUUGUCGUCCGCCUCCAGCGUUCGCGGCUUGCUUUUCGGCUUGACCAGUAGCACAUGGCAGUCAAGGUCAACAGGAAGAAUCAACAACCGUCUGGCGUGCGGCGUGUAGAAAACCACUUGCGAGUGAAUGCACGGUACGCGACCGAAAUCUGCCGAUCGAGGUGUGAAUGAGAUAGACUCGUAUCUAGACAACUUGACGACCGGGCCGCAUGAACCUCAGGUCGUCUCAUCAUCUCGACUUAGUGACUCUUCAAUGGAAACUUUGACGCGCC